Messenger RNA from Miniopterus natalensis, 3137 nucleotides. RefSeq names its product NEDD4 binding protein 2 like 1 (gene N4BP2L1). NCBI's taxonomy places the organism in Eukaryota, Metazoa, Chordata, Mammalia, Chiroptera, Miniopteridae. The record is from RefSeq and is a predicted model, not a curated record.
UGGCUGGAGCGCCACAAAAACAACAGCUUUGGCCAAGGCCGGGACUUCAGGACAGGGAACCCAGGGUCCUAGCUGCGGCCUCCACCCCAUGGAGGAGAGUUUUCUCGAAUCCUUUGGGAGGCUGAGCCUCCAGCAGUCGCAGACUGGGCCGCCAGCCCCGCCGCCCCCGCGCGGGACACCCCCGCGCCGCCACAGCUUUAGGAAACACCUCUACCUCCUGCGAGGCCUCCCGGGCUCGGGGAAAACCACGCUGGCCAGACAACUGCAACAUGACUUUCCCAGAGCCCUGAUUUUCAGCACGGAUGACUUUUUCUUCAGGGAAGAUGGUGCCUAUGAGUUCAAUCCAGAUUUCCUAGAGGAGGCUCAUGAAUGGAACCAGAAAAGAGCAAGAAAAGCAAUGAGGAAUGGCAUAUCCCCCAUAAUUAUUGAUAAUACCAACCUCCACGCCUGGGAAAUGAAGCCCUAUGCAGUCAUGGCACUUGAAAAUAACUAUGAAGUUAUAUUCCGAGAACCUGAGACUCGCUGGAAAUUCAACGUGCAAGAGUUAGCCAGAAGAAACAUUCAUGGAGUCCCAAGAGAAAAAAUACACCGAAUGAAAGAACGGUAUGAGCAUGGUGUUACCUUUCAUAGUGUGCUUCACGCAGAAAAACCAAGCAGAGUGAACAGAAGCCAGGACAGGAGCGGUGCAUCGCCUUCCAAUGGGGCAGGAUACUGGAAUACCUACGCCGAGUUUCCAAACCGGAGGGCUCCUGGGGGCUUCACACGUGAGAGCUCCUUUAACAGAAGGGGGGGUUGUCACCAUGGAUAUUAGAGGCUGAUCUUACAGGCAUUCAGGAUUUUCCUAAAUUAGCUUUUUCUUCAAUUUUUGGUAUUUAUUCUUUGUUCAGUUUAGUUAGAGCUCUAAUUCUAGUGUAAAUAGUCGAACCUAAAUGUUUUUGAGAAGUCAUCAUGUUCAUCUUCAACAGGCAUUUGUUCAAGUGAUCCUCUUUGCAUGGUCUGAUGCCAGGAGUUCUGCAGGUUCAGUUAAACCAAGUCACUCCCUCUAGGGAAAAAAUUAAUUUGAAGCUGAAACCUGAGAAACAUACCCAAGAAUGUAAUCAGUUGCAUAGGUUCAUAAAUAAAAUAAAAUGUUUAUAGUAUAUAUAAGCUUCAGUACCACUUUCUCUGAAGUAAUCUAUUUUUUCAGGAAUUCAUCUCCAUUAGGAAAGUUGGAAAGGUGGGAGAAGUGAGAGGCAGGAAAAGUUUUAAUGCCAUUGCUAGUUUUUAAACUUAUGUAUCCAAAAAUGUGAGAUGUGUGGCUGUAAUGAUGAUAUUGAUUUUCCUUUAAAAUGAAUAUGAUAAAAAGUAUACAUCUAAGGGAAUACUGUCCUUCAAAGUAGACACUUUGGGAAAUUAUUCCUUUAUUCUAGUAACAUAUCAUUGUUAAAAAUGUCUGUUGAAUCCUUCUUAAUAGCUAUACAAGCUACUGAGGAAAAUCGGUGUCAUUAUUUAAAGUCACUAUUUAUAGUUUCAUGUUUUAACUAUUACUCUAUUGAACAGGAUUAAACCUGAACUAACUUUUGGCUGUUGUAUUAAUAGUAUAAAUGAAACAAGCCUCCUUUCUAAAACAUCAAUUUUUAAGAUUAAUCAUUAAGCAACUUAAAAAAUUUUGCUUAUAAAUGCAAUUAGUUGGCAGCCCCAGUGUUUGGGAGUAUAAGGAAUUAAGCAUCCCAGGUCAUAGGUCAUAGAGGGAUUUGUGAAAGUCGUGCUCACUGUCAGAUGAGCAGUCUUGGUGUUUUAUGUGACAUUAUUUAAGACAGUGAAGUUCUACCACAACUCUGGAAUGUCCCUCAUACCAAUACUGAAUUUGUGAAUCCAAAUUAAAUCUGAACAGGCUGAAAUCAGAUUAAUUUUGUGUGAGACCCUGAUAGAUAAGACCAUGUAGGAUGUGUGCUUUAUUUCUUGUGGGCCAACAGCUUCUCGCUAAUGUUCUGUGAAGUAUUAAGUGUCUUAUAUAAUGGUGCUUUUAUGGUUAUUAAAAAUUACAGUAUAUGAUAUUGCUUUAUAUGGAUUUGUCAUUGAAUCUAAGCCUUUUUUGUUCAACAAUAUAAAAAAUUGCCUAAAUUCUACAGAAUUCUAUCAUAUUCAGAGCCAAUUUUUCUAUAUCAUAAACUUAUUUACCAAUCUUCUUUAAUAAAUAGGAUAUAAAAGACAAAAUUAACCUUAUUUUUUACUUGCUUACAUAAAUUAUUUUAUCUAUGCACUUUCAAAAGACUAUUUUACUUUGACAUUCUAUUAUCUGAUUCUACUGAAAUCUACUCAACACCUUGAUGACUACCAGCAGUGCAUCUGUAAUUUUUCAUUAACAUUUAAAAAAUUUGUAUCUCCUUAGAGUAACAAAGUUUGGCUGAUAGAACAAAAAUUUAGUGAAUUUGAGUAAAUCUAAGAUAUUAUUAUAGUUUUGCUAAGUUUUAUGUCCGAGCAUGACCCACAAUAAUCCUCUAAUAAUCAUGAUAAUCCACAUAAUACUGCUGUCCAGGCCCAGGUAAUCCUGAGUAUCCUAGUCAAUGUGAUUAUUGCAGAAUUCACUCAAUCAGGAAAGCCUGACUCAUUUAGGUUAGUAGAGGGGAAGAGUGUCAGAGAGCCCAAACUGGAAAUACCUUCCUUUGAUUCCAAGGAAUCCAAAGGGGUCACAUUCAAGCCCUCUUGAUUUAUGUCUGGCUCUCUGCUUAGGGACUUUUGGGCCACUGGGACUGAGUGACCACUAUGGAGAAGUGGCCUCAGGUUAUAGAUCCAGAGCUUUUACAGAGCCCAGAAGAAUAGUUUCCUGGUUUAUUUGCCUAUUUUCCCCCAUACGAUAUCUAAAAUACUUGGUGUGGAAGUAUAAAAAUAACUGGUUAAAUGCUGUCAACUUUAUCUAUCCCAGCUAGAAGUGAUCUAUUUUUUUAUUUCUCUGAUUUUAUACUUUUUCAAACCCUCAAUGUUGACACGUACUAUUUCGUGUGUUCACAUUUGCAUUAUUCAGUGCUUUACAUGCACACGAGGCUGAGUGCUGAAUAGGUAACACAAAUUGCUUUUACCAUUUAUCCCCUAUGCAGUGUACACUGUUGACUUUGUAAUCAUUAAAUUGUCACUUUUUGGGGGAUAAUACCCACAUA